UUAUCUGGGGACUGACAGAAUGCUCAACCUUCAGCCCCGGGCUUCAGCAAAAAGGUUACUUACUCACCAAGCAAGAUGGGUCGGUUAGAUGUGCACCACCUUCUGGAAACUGGGAAAGGAACCGAGCUCAGGCUUUGCUGGGUUCAAGUCAGAUCUGCUUGCAGACCCGAUUUGAAACCCACCCUUUGAGGGUGAGGGGCUACCUCUGAGAAUAGGAGAGUGGAGGCCCACGGCUAGCGUGGGGGCGGAAGGAGGGUUCAUCUGAGGACAGCAAUGGAGGCCCAGAGCUUCUGGAGGUCACAACUGGAAGGAACGGACCUGAGCACACAGUAUUGGGAUCAGACCUCUUCCCUGCUGCAGAGGUAAGAGCAGGGAGCCUGGCGAGCUUCCCAAGGUGCGCCUCCCUCCAGCCUCCUGCCUCCGCCUGGCGCUUUCCUGGUGGGUCUGUGCAGCGCCCUCCCCAGCAGUGGAUCUGGCAACUCCCGGUUUGGGACCCACCGACCUGGCGGGCUCCAGCGGAGCCAGUAGGUGACGGCGCGUCACAAAGGCGGCGGUGGCCUUGGCCGCUGCGAGGGCAGGGCGCUGCCCAGGUUGCUCUCAGAGUCGGCGUGGGAGCAGCAGCGCGGGCGGAGGGGCAGGCGCGCUCGGCGUCCCUGCAGCCCAAGCGGGGCGCAGCGAGUUGAGAACACGUGAUUGUAUUUCUUUCCCCAUUUUGGGAAGCCCUGCUCACCACACUGCUACACUGUACAUCCGGGUCCUUUGAUGGACGAAGAAGGUGAAGUGACCCAGCCCCAAGAGCAGAGUUGCUGGGCCACUCUGCCAGAUGUGUGCCUGCGACGUAUUUUCUGGUGGCUAGGAGACAGGGACAGGUCCAGAGCUGCCCUGGUCUGCAGAAAGUGGAACCAGAUGAUGUACUCAGCUGACCUCUGGCGAUACAGGACCAUCACGUUCAGUGGGAGGCCAUCCAGGGUACAUGCAUCUGAAUUCGAGUCAGCGCUCUGGUACGUUAAGAAGUUUGGCCGCUACCUGGAACACUUGGAAAUCAAGUUCCUGAACCCUUACAAUGCUGUCUUGACCAAGAAGUUCCAAGUCACCAUGAGAGGCCUCCUGUCGUGCCUCGGCAAGAGUAACAACCGCCUAAAGUCACUCUCUAUCCAACACCUGGAGCUGGACCGCCUGGUCUGGAGAAACAGCAUCAGGGGCUCGCUCAUCAAGAGCUUGAGUUUUUUCUUAAAGAAAAUGGGCAAACACCUGGACCAUCUCAGCCUGAAAGGGGCCCGGCUGACAGUGGAGCAAGGCUGCCACAUCCUCAACUCCUUGAGCUACCUUCGGAAUGAGAACUUGGCCUCAGAGCUCAACAUUGAGGACUUCUUCAGCCAUCACCUGGCCGUCUAUGGCAGCGCCCAGUUCAACAAGGCCAUGGCUACAUUCCACAACCUGACGUUCCUAACACUCAACUACAACUGUAUCUCCGACGAGCUGCUCGAGACCUUGAGUGAGAACAAUGCUGGCACCCUCCGGACCAUGAAUAUCAAAUGCCACGUUCACGACCCCCACGGCCAGGUAGUUUGGGGCAUGUCCUGGGCCAAGCUGGCCAGGCAGGCCAGCAACCUAAAGGUGAACUUCUUCUUCGAGCGAGUCAUGAAGUAUGAGCGCCUGGCCCGGAUCUUGCUGCAGGAGAUUCCAGUCAGAAGCAUCAGCCUAAGAAGUUGCUAUUUCAGUGACCCAGACUGGUCCAUGCGGCCCACUCUGACAGACAUUCUGCCCUUCCGGAACACCCUGCAGAAGUUAACAUUUGAGUUCAACAACAAUCACGAGUCGCUAGAUGAGCAGCUACAUCUCCUCAUCCUGGCUUGCCGAAAGCUGUUCUACUUCAAGAUCUGGGCUUUCCUGGACGUUAAGUUUGUGGAGCGAAUUCUGAAGAGCCAGGAGGAGGGGCAGUGCUCCUUGCGCACGCUAAAGGUGAGAAUUUAUACAAACCGAUAUGAGACAAAUGAAGAGGACAGGACCCUACGGGAAAUUUACAGGAAAUACAGAAAGCUGAUCGAUUCAGAACUCAACUAUUUUGUCAUCGCCUACCCCAUGAUGUAAAGAGUGCUCUCCAGAGGAAGACAUCUAGACGCACUUGGGACCUGAAAACCUGGUUCUCGGUGAAUUACAUUUGGGACUCGCAUGCCCUCAUCCCUUUUUCUUCUCUCUCCUUUUUGCCAGUUCUACACCAUCAUGAACAGCCUGGCAAAGGCUGGACUGCUGGUGACGGCAAGGCCCCCGAGCGUCUUUAAAGUGCUAUCUUUGCCAACAA
Peromyscus leucopus (white-footed mouse) is the source of this 2302-nucleotide messenger RNA. RefSeq names its product F-box protein 39 (gene Fbxo39). The record is from RefSeq and is a predicted model, not a curated record. NCBI's taxonomy places the organism in Eukaryota, Metazoa, Chordata, Mammalia, Rodentia, Cricetidae. Gene Ontology annotation, molecular function: protein binding.